CUGCUCUCAAGUCAGUCACUCUCCUGCUGCUUUCCCUGCUAAUGGCAGUACUUUAUCUUCAACUGAGUGAACAAGUCAACCACAACAUUGUUUUACCACUAAAAUAGCCACUUGACAGGCAACAAAACGAUGAACAAGACGCAAAGAUGGAUGGACACACUGGAUAAUUCAAGAUGAGCACUUCUAACUGAGGAAAUUAACUGGAAUUAAAGACGUGGACGAAAAAAAAGGAAAAAGAAUUGAGGAGCGUCUGAGGAGAAAAGAAAGCUGCACUGUAGCAGUUAACAGGAAACUCUAUGGGGGAGGAGAUUAUCAAAACCUCAGGGAGGAAGGCAGAGAGAGUGAGAGAAGGGCUGUGUGUGUGAAGUGUGAGCACACAAAUGCGUAUCAGGGGUGCGUAUGUGGGCGUUACUGCUGGUAACCAGGCGGGGGAUGGACCUUUUCUCGAGGGGAAAAGCGACUUAAUCGGCAAGGAACACAACCAGAGAAGAUAAAACCCAUGCGCAAAACACUCUCACUCUGCUAUGGACUAAAGCUUGGUGAAAGCAGCAUCCCAGGUCCCACUCGGGAAGAAACAACAACAACAUAAUGUUGUCAACCAAAUUUAUCUCAGAGAAUGAACAGAAAGUACUCUACUGAUGCUGUUGUUCCUGUUGAUGCUGAUGACGGCACUAAUGGAAAUAACUUAUUCCCCGCUGGACUCUGGAUGGACUAUGGUAACGCGCUCAGUGCAGCUCGUUCAGUUAACAAUGGUCGGAAUAGGUACUGAUGUCUAAUGUUUUACUUCUUCACCAUACGGACUACAGACUGACGUGCCUCAAAGUGGUGGUGGUGGUGGUGGUGUCUGGACACAGUGAAGCAGGGCUAGUAUGUUCCAGCUUGAACAGACAAAGUGCAGCUUCCUGUUGUGCCUGGGAAUGAGCAUUAUUGUCUGUUCAGUCAUCUAUUUGAGGGCCAGGAUAUCAGAAGAAUCCAAGCCCCUACUGCCCUCAAGUUGCAGGAGUUUCUCCAAUGAAUGUAAAGACUUUUUUCCCAUCACUGAAGAAGGAUCAGAAUGGCAACGCCAUGGCUGCGAGGUGGAAAAGUACAUUUUGUAUACUCCUCUGCAAUGUUCCAAUUUGAUAAGAGACCUUCAUUUCAUCACAACACCUCUAAGCAGUGAGGAGGCAGCCUACCCUUUAGCAUUCAUUGUGACUGUUCACAAAGAGCUGGAAAUUUUUGUGCGCCUACUGCGGGCCAUUUACAUGCCACAAAAUGUUUACUGCAUUCAUGUGGAUGCUAAGGUCCCAGGAGAGUACCAGGCAGCUGUACAGAAGUUAGUCAGCUGCUUUCCAAACAUUUUUCUCUCCAGCCGUAGCGAGAAAGUGACGUAUGCUGGGUUUUCCCGCCUGCAAGCAGAUCUGAACUGCAUGAAUGAUUUAACAAAGUCCAAGAUUGGCUGGAGGAAGGUGGUGAAUCUGUGCGGACAGGAUUUCCCUGUCAAAAGCAACCUAGAACUGGUGCGGUACCUGCAGAGCAAAGAGUGGAGGGACAGAAACAUGACACCAGGGGUCAAACAGCCAGUGUAUAUGAAGUAUAGGACACAUCUCCAGUACACAGAGGAGAGGGGAUCUGUGAAAGGACUGGGUCGGAAGAAACAUCCCCCUCCACACAAUCUGCAAGUGUAUUUUGGAACAGCCUACUAUGCUCUCACAAGGGAAUUUGUAGACUUUGUCUUGAAAAGCCCAAUAGCUCAUGACCUCUUGGAGUGGUCCAAAGACACGUUCAGUCCAGACGAGCACUACUGGGUGACACUCAACCACAUUAAAGAAGCUCCAGGUAGCUACGUAAAUGGAGGCUGGGAAGGGGACAUCAGGGCGAUCAAGUGGCGAGAUCAAGAGGGAUUUUCACAUAAUGGCUGCAAAGGGCAUUACGUACGAAACAUCUGUGUCUAUGGAACAGAAGACCUGCCAUGGAUCAUCAACAAAAACAGCAUGUUUGCCAAUAAGUUUGAGAGUAGGACCUUUCCUGAAGCACUGGACUGUCUGGAGCAGUGGCACAGGAACAAGGUGCUGAGCCAGACAACUGUUCCCAUAGACCCAUCAUGGCUGCUAGCUACACUGAGCACCUCAAGCAACAGCAGCUACUUUAACAUCACUGCUGGAGCAUAAAAUUACAGUGAAUUUCCUAAACAAAGGUUCUACUACAAUUUUUCAAUGGUUGUGAAUGUCAAAAACAUAAGCAGGAAGAAAAUGAACUGGGAAUGAAGGGAUGAUACACUGUCCAGUUAUAGUGCAGCUACUGUUCACAGGUGAUUUGUCUAUUUAUAAAAACUAUAAAUUGCCUGUUCUUUUUGAUAAUCAGGAGAUGGUAUCUAUGCCAGAAAAUCAAAAUAUUACAGUAAGGCAAUGCAGUCAAAGCAAACAAUGGCUGCAAUUUUAAGAAAAAGACAAGUGAAUAACAAAUACCAUCUAGAUUAUAUACAGUACUGAAUAAACUACUGCAUAUAUAUUUAUUACUGUUCUAUUUAAUUCAAUAUCGUUUAAUAUUUUUCACUGUGCUGGUGUUGUCCAAUGUGUCUUAUGUCAAAGUGACUGUGAGAUUAAACCCUAUAUAACAUAUACAUAAUUUUAUUUUUUUUAAAUAAUUCCUUUUUUUCUGAAAUGCUCUGCAUUGAGACACUAAGUUUACUUUUUCACUGCAUAUAAAGUAGGGGUGCGAUGAAAUCUUGUGCUAUUAAAACGUGACAAUAUUUAUCGUCGAGGUGAAAGCUGGCUCGUGACAUCGGUACAUAGCAGAACUAGAACACUCUUAUGUUCAAUUUGUUGAAAUGAGUUCAGGUAGAAGGUCACACAUAGUAUAGACCACACAGUUUCAGUUAGAAGUUGGAGGCUCAUGCACGGUUCUAAGGUCUGAAGAGACUCAUGUGAAAUCAUACAGGAGUGAAACCAGUCAGUUGAGUUUGUGGAAAAACCUUUUACACUGCUUUCAUAUUGUUGUCUUUUACUGCAUAUGACAACUCAACAAAGCUGACAACAAAGUAGAACUGCAGUGUCAAGAUGAUUAGUUAAAAGGUUUCAAAAUGCGCCUGCAUUGUUUCACAAUGACUUUUUCCAAUCAUAUAUAUCAUCACUGAAGAUUUCUUAAAUGUUAAAAUAUCAUGUGUGCAACUUCAAACCUCUGACAUGCACACAGUAGUCACAGUUUUGAAUGUACUCUAUGUACAGUGCCUUGCGAAAGUAUUUGGCCCCCUUGAACUUUGCGACCUUUUGCCACAUUUCA
Molecule: messenger RNA, 3261 nt
Organism: Monopterus albus (swamp eel)
Lineage: Eukaryota; Metazoa; Chordata; Actinopteri; Synbranchiformes; Synbranchidae
Gene: gcnt7
Product: glucosaminyl (N-acetyl) transferase family member 7
Exons: 5
Coding region: 870-2150 (426 amino acids)
Cellular component (GO): membrane
Molecular function (GO): acetylglucosaminyltransferase activity
Source: RefSeq, a predicted model, not a curated record